AUGGAUACUAAAAAGUUUAAAGGUGGCACGACUUGUGCUGUGGCUACUUGCACUAAUUAUUCAUCGAAAUUAAGAAACGCGGGUAAUACUUCUGUAUCAUUUUAUCGUUGUUUAAUAUCUGCUGAACCCUGUUAUACUGUUUUAAGGUUUCCUAAAGACCUAAGUCUUCAGAAAGAAUGGUCACUGAAAUGUAAAAGAAAUGAUAAAUGGAAUCCAAGUAAAUCUUCAAUUUGUUUAAUACAUUUCAACAAUGAUGAUUUUUUACGUGAUCUGAAAUCUGAACUGCUUGGUUAUACACCUAUUAUUAAAAAACUAAAACCUGGAACUAUUCCAACAUUGAAUAUGCCAGAUAAUAAAACUCAAAUAUCAGUGUCCUCUAUUAAUCGAAGAACUAAAAUGGAGUUGAAAUCAGCCAAAGAGGUAAAAUAUGAUGCAUAA
This is a messenger RNA of Aphis gossypii (cotton aphid), 438 nucleotides long. RefSeq lists its product as uncharacterized. NCBI's taxonomy places the organism in Eukaryota, Metazoa, Arthropoda, Insecta, Hemiptera, Aphididae. The transcript is spliced from 2 exons. Bases 1 to 438 code for a protein of 145 amino acids. The record is from RefSeq and is a predicted model, not a curated record.